AUGAGGUUCACUAAAGCAUUUUCCCUUGGACUUUCCGCCUUGGUCUUGGCCAAGGAAAUCCCCAAAGAUCUGGAAAUGGCAGCGGCUCUUUACGAUAAUGGGUACAUGCACGAAAAGAUCAUGGGUGAGAAGGAAACCUUUUGGGCUGCAAGAGAUGCAGAGCAGGUUGAGAUAAAUGCCCAAAACGCAUUGAUGGGGGCAGAGGCCAUCGUAGAUCCCUGGGUUGAGCUUCAUUUUGCUCAGUGUAGGUCAGUAGAGCCACAUACGUUUAUUCAACAUGUGAUAGUACUGAUUGAUUUUGAAAGAGAUGGAAGGGCAGUUCCGUUCCGCGACCAAGCCACAAACUUCUUCCGUUGCAACAAUGUAUGUUUUUCACGCCAACGUAGUAAGGUUUACUCAGCUGACAUACUUUCUUGCACAGAUCAACUUGCAUCAUUUCCUUUCUCACACAGCUCUUGGAAGUCAGAUGACGCCAAAUACAUCAAUUGGCUCAUCCUCAUGGGGAUGGGUCUCAGACGACGGCCGUGAAUUUGCUAUCAUUGCACAAGCCGAUGGAGCUGCAUUUGCAGAGGUAUAUCUUGAUGGCAUGGCUAUAAAUGCAUAAGAAUCAUUAACUAACGGCAAUUCAGGUUACCAAUGCAGGAAAACUACAAUACCUUGGACGUCUCCCUCAAACACCAGGCGCAGCAGCCGCCGUUUGGAGAGAAAUCAGACGCUUCAAGCACUACAUCAUCGUUGGAUCAGAAUCAUAUAACCAUCACAUUCAAAUCUUUGAUCUGAAGAAGCUUCUUGAUCUAGACUACAGAAAGGGACCGAAGACCUUUGACCCGGCCACUGACUUGACUGGAUUCUAUGGAAACCUUCCGGACGGUCGUGCACACAAUGUGCUCGCCAAUGACGAUUCAGACUUCGCUUAUGUUGUUGGUGCAAGACCAAGAACUUCAGCUUGUCAAAGUGGAUUGAUUUUUUUGAACCUGACUGAUCCAAGUGCUCCUGUCUCACCUGGUUGUGCCCCCAUGGAUGGUUAUGUUCACGAUGCUCAAUGCUUGAUGUACAAAGGACCAGAUACCAGAUACUUGGGCAGGGAGGUUUGCUAUGCCUACAACGAAGACUCGCUUUCCAUCUGUAAGAACCCUCCUAACAUGCACAUUUGAAUUACUCGAGGCUAAACAUAAUCAGACGAUGUCACCGACAAACAAUUCCCUGAGCUAAUCUCAGUCACUGGUUACGAAGGAGCAACAUAUGCCCACCAGGGCUGGGUUCUCGACAAGGAAUGGCAGAACUUUCUCAUCCUUGAUGACGAAUACGAUGAAAUUGACGGCAGAUCCCCCGGUACACCCGGCCACGCUAUCACUUAUAUUUGGGAUAUCUCCGACCUCGAAUCACCCAAACAAACAGGUUAUUACGAGGCACCAAGAAUUGCCAACGACCACAACCAAUAUGUGUACGGCAAUUACGCUUAUCAAAGCAACUACGGUGCUGGUAUAUCUGUCUUAGAUAUCUCCAGUAUCCCAGGUAACCCAACUGGGAGUGGUGUCACGGAGUUUGCGUGGUUUGAUAUGUACCCAGAAAGUAAGGAACUUCUACGAACCAUGUUGAGAUCACACUGAGACUAACACAUCUUUAGACGACAACUCGACGGGUAUUUCCGCUCUGGGUUUCGUAGGAGCUUGGUCAUCUUAUGCUGGGUUCCCAUCAGGACACAUUAUCAUUAACUCCAUUGAGCGUGGUGCUUUUGUUGUUAAGAUCCAAAACCCGGCCUAA
This is a messenger RNA of Hymenoscyphus albidus, 1764 nucleotides long. The record is from the annotation of a GenBank genome assembly. Lineage: Eukaryota; Fungi; Ascomycota; Leotiomycetes; Helotiales; Helotiaceae.